AGACGCCGUGGUGCUGAGGCGGCGAGACCGGUACCGGGAUGUGGCGGCUGCUGCUGGCGCUGGCCUGGCUCGGCAGGGCCCUGCCUGCAGGGGCGGCGGAGCAGAGCACGGGAGGGCAGCCCCGCUGCCAAGGGGGCGGCCCCGCGCAGGACGGCGGCGAGCCGGUGCGGUACCGGACUGCGGAGAUGGCGGAUGCGAUGCAGGGCUGCGGGGUCCCCACGCCGCAGCAGGCCGUGGUGCUCUCGGUGGUGCCCGGGGAGGCGAAGGACGGCCCGGAGGCCGCCGGGGCUACCGGGGUUUGCGACGCGUUGGCCGGAGGUGAUGCAUGCGGCGCGACGGGCAGCCAGUCCCGGGAGCAAGCCGGGCUGGAGACGGUGUCGCCUGUGCCCGCCGAGGAGACCAACAGCACCGACAGCGCCAAGGCUCCCAAAGUGAAUUGUGAAGAGAGGAACACGACUGGUAUGGAGCGCCUAAUGCUGCAGAUCCUGAACGUGUCGCAGGACCUGAUGGAGUUCCUAAACCCAAACAGCAGUGACUGCACGUUGGUCUUGUUCUACACACCGUGGUGCCGCUUUUCUGCCAGCCUGGCACCUCAUUUUAAUUCCUUACCUCGAGCGUUUCCAACUCUUCGCUUCCUGGCCCUGGAUGCAUCUCAGCACAGCAGUUUAUCAACGAGAUUUGGAACUGUGGCUGUACCCAAUAUCCUCCUUUUCCAAGGUGCUAAGCCUAUGGCUAGAUUUAAUCAUACAGACAGGACACUGGAAACACUGAAAGAGUUCAUUUUUAAUCAAACAGGAAUAGAAGCGAAAAGUGACGUGGUUGUGACCAAGGAGGACUGGGAAGGGCCCCUGCCCAGCGUUCUGACAAAGGGCAUAGACUGGUUGCUCCUGUUCUCACUGCUCUUCCUGGCCAGCUUUGUCCUCUAUGCCACCGUGCGCACGGAGAGUAUUCGGUGGCUGAUCCCGGGACAAGAGCAUGAGCAUCAGGAAUAAUCUGAGAUCCUGAAACAGGAAAAGAAUUUCCUGCUUAUUGGUAAUGCAGGAAUUUGUAUGGACUACAAGCACAGAAGGACGAGCUGUUGAAUUUGGUGGUUGUAAUUUAUAACGUUGACUAAAUAUCUGCUUUAUUCAUCAAGCUGUAAAAAGCGAACAUGUGGCAAUUACUGUGGUAAGUAAACAAAUAUGAAAACCAUGAACUAAACAAGUAUUUCUUAAGCUGAUCAGCUUAUUGUUCCUGGACUGUAACAAAUAGGUGGUGCAGUUCUCCUCUCCUCUCCUGAAGAGGUCCUCAAGCUCCAUCGAUCAAGAUGUGUACAGCAUCACCCUGGCCUGGCUGUGAGGCGCUGCCUGGCACAGGAGCAGAGGCACUUCUGCUCUGGUACAACCUGUGGAUCUUUUUCAGAUCCUACAGACAUAGGAACUAAAGCUGUUGUGCGGUGUGGUAAACACAUAGAAUUAGGAUGUGUUGACCACACAGAUCAUUUUUGGGUUUUGGCUUGUGUAUUCCUGGAAUGUUUCAAAGGAAACCACAGGUGAGUGGUUAUGGUGCUAAUUGACUGUCAGGAAAAUUAACUAUGAGAAAAAAGAUGGUUUGGCCUUACUCUUUUUUUUUAAUAAAUCAGGUUUUUAGUGUAACCUUUUAAGUCACUUUCUCACAGGACUAAAAGCAUGAACUUCUGAAGUACUGGUCACCUGCCCCACUUAGCAAACCCAGAUUUGGUUGCACAGGCUGCAGCUGAGGCUAUGCAAAGAACUGAUACGGUUUCUAGCUAUAAAUAGUGUGGAAGACUUUGAAUGAGGUAUGGACUGGUAUUUUGUGUGGGGGCUUGGAUUAUCUGAUUGCGUGGCAUUUAUACACAGGGGAGGCUUGACAUAGUACCCUGACAGGAAGCUUUAGAGUGCAAAUUGAGCUGAAAUGAAACAAAGACACACAAACCCAGUAAGAUUCAUUGUUUGCAGAGCAGUUAUUUAUCAGGUAUUUUUCUGGUGGAUGUGUCUUUCCCCUUUAGCAGCCUCAGGCUCUGUAUUUCUGUGUAUGAGAAGGAAACUGUGCAAACACAACGUUGGUAUUGCUGCAGCUAAAGCCAGGCUGUAAUUUACUAAUAAAGAAUGAAGAAUCUGAA
Pezoporus flaviventris is the source of this 2122-nucleotide messenger RNA. RefSeq names its product thioredoxin domain containing 15 (gene TXNDC15). Gene Ontology annotation, cellular component: cilium. Bases 39 to 992 code for a protein of 317 amino acids. The transcript has 5 exons. Gene Ontology annotation, biological process: cilium assembly. The record is from RefSeq and is a predicted model, not a curated record. Lineage: Eukaryota; Metazoa; Chordata; Aves; Psittaciformes; Psittacidae.